Molecule: messenger RNA, 948 nt
Organism: Cebus imitator (Panamanian white-faced capuchin)
Lineage: Eukaryota; Metazoa; Chordata; Mammalia; Primates; Cebidae
Product: myosin light chain kinase, smooth muscle-like
Exons: 5
Coding region: 160-948 (262 amino acids)
Biological process (GO): tonic smooth muscle contraction
Cellular component (GO): cytoplasm; stress fiber; cleavage furrow
Molecular function (GO): myosin light chain kinase activity
Source: RefSeq, a predicted model, not a curated record
GCAGGAAGUUUUGCUAAGCAACUUGGUCAACCUGUUGUUUCCAAAACCUUGGGGGAUAGAUUUUCAGCUCCAGCAGUAGAGACCCGUCCUAGCAUCUAGGGGGAGUGCCCACCAAAGUUUGCUACCAAGUUGGGCCGAGUUGUGGUCAAAGAAGGACAGAUGGGACGAUUCUCCUGCAAGAUUACUCACCGGUCCCAACUGCAGGUCACCUGGCUCAAGGGGAAUGUUCCACUGCAGCCGAGUGCCCGUGUUUCUAUGUCUGAGAAGAAUGGGAUGCAGCUUCUGGAAAUCCAUGGAGUCAACCAAGAUGAUAUGGUAGUGUACACGUGCCUGGUGGUGAACGGGUCAGGGAAGGCCUCGAUGUCAGCUGAGCUUUCCAUCCAAGGUUUGAACAGUGCUAAUAGAUCAUUUGGGAGAGAAACGAAAGCCACCAAUUCAGACAUCAGGAGGGAGGUGACCAGUACAAUCUCAAAAGCAUCAAAACUGGACAGUCUGGAGGCUGCAGCCAAGAGCAAGAACUGCUCCAGUCCCCAGAGAGGUGGCUCCCCAGCCUGGGCCCCAAAACACCAGCCUCAGCCCCUGAGGGAGUCCAAGCUGGAGUCAUACAGGGACUCACCCAGAAUAGCCCCGCAAACCCUGGUCCUUCAGAAGACUUCCAGCUCCAUCACCCUGCAGGCCGCAAGCGUUCAGCCGGAACCAAGAGCAUCAGUCCUGGGGGCCCUAUCACCUUCUGGAGAAAAAAGGAAGGGGCCAGCUGCUCCCCAUCCAGCCACCUUCUCCACCAGGCAGCCUGGCCUGGGAAGCCAAGACGUUGCGAGCAAAGUUGCUACCAGGAGAAUCCCCCUGGAGGACCAGAGGGAUGCAGCAUUCCCCAAAUUUGAGAGCAAGCCCCAAAGCCAGGAGUUCAGGGAAAAUCAAACUGUCAAGUUCAGGUGUGAAGGUGAGUAG